Messenger RNA from Ornithodoros turicata, 2307 nucleotides. RefSeq lists its product as uncharacterized. The record is from RefSeq and is a predicted model, not a curated record. NCBI's taxonomy places the organism in Eukaryota, Metazoa, Arthropoda, Arachnida, Ixodida, Argasidae. Bases 1 to 2307 code for a protein of 768 amino acids. The transcript is spliced from 3 exons.
AUGGUGGCAGCGGUCACACCGGCCGGCGAACCUACGGCUACGCCUGCGCCUGCGCCACCUGCGUUCAACCCGUUCGCGGUAGAACUUCCGGACAAGUUCGAUUUUCGACAACCGGAGGGGUGGAAGCGCUGGGUGACGAGAUGGGAGCGGUACCGGAACAUAUCGGGCCUGCAGAAACAGGACAGCUCGACACAGGUGAACACGUUCCUGUACGCUAUGGGGACCGGGGCAGAAGACGUCCUCGUUUCCAUGCGACUAACGGACGAAGUAGCCAACGACUACGACAAGCUCAAGUCAGCCUUCGACAAGUACUUCGUUCCAAGCCGGAACGUGAUCUACGAGCGCGCGCGCUUCAACCUGCGCUCUCAGUUGGAACACGAAACUGUGGAAGAAUUCGUUAAGGAGCUACACCGGCUAGCAGAGUUCUGCGAGUUUGCUUCGCUCAAAGAAAAACUUAUUCCAGACAAGCUGGUUGUUGGCCUCCGGGACAGUCGUCUGAGUGAACGGCUACAAUUGGAUUCUCAACUCACACUGGAGAAAGCGGUGACAAUGGCCAGAAACUCUGAGGCUGUGAAGGGCCAGCAGAAUCUUCUUCGCGGGAACGAACCGCCAUCGCAGGCACCGACGUCGAAUGCCACGCUAGACGUCGUCACUUCUGGCAGGCCAGCUUCACACAAGGGACGGCAGUCUGAAGCUCGGCCUCCAGCUCAACGACCGGCACAGCCAAAGUCCGAUCCCUGCAAAUGGUGUGGGUCGAUGCGAUUCCACCCGAGGAUAGAAUGCCCUGCACAGGGGAAAGUCUGUAGCCACUGUGGGAAACUGGGCCAUUUCGCGUCAGUCUGCCAGACUACACCGGCGUCGAAGCCAGCAUCCGGUCGCGGACGGCGUGGUCGCCGGCCCAAGCAAUCGCGGAGAGCGCUCGAAGAGGUAUUCCUCGAUGGUCUACAGCAUCCCUCAUCGUCAGACGCCUGGUUUAUUACGGUCCUUGUCAACGGCAGACCAAUCAAGUUUAAGGUUGACACCGGAGCAGAUGUCACUGCCGUGCCAGAGUCAGCCCUGUAUCCAGAGACGCGACGCUCUGCGACACGUCCUACGAAGAGGCUCUACGGCCCCGGCAAGUCCCUGAUAAACACUCUGGGUCAAGUACACGUCGACAUGAGCUGGAACGGCCAGACGACCAACCAGGAAGUCUUCAUCGUCGACGGCCUACAACACGCUCUGCUAGGCCGACCAGCCAUCAAGGCCUUGGAGGUUCUCCCUCAACUUCUCGAAAUCGGACACGAUCACGGACACGACUGCAUUGCGUCAGUGUACCCCGAGCUCUUUGCAGGCCUAGGACUGAUGAAGGCAACAUACAGCAUUCACCUUGUUCCGGGACCGAGGCCAUAUGCAGUAACGUAUCCAAGACGUCUAGCACUUCCACUGCUACCAAGUGUACAAGCCGAAAUACACCGAAUGGAAGAGCUGGACGUAAUUCAAAAGGUAGAGCAUGCCACGGAAUGGUGCGCACCGAUGGUAGUUGUAAGGAAAAAGAACGGCAAGCUACGCAUCUGUGUUGAUUUCGGCGAGCUCAACAAGCAAGUCGUCCGUGAGCGCGUGAUCAUGCUGACGGUAGAAGAGAACCUCAGCAAAAUCACGGAAGCUAAGGUGUUCAGCAAGCUCGACGCCAAUGCUGGAUAUUGGCGUCUCCAUGCAGCGUUGCGUAAACUCUCAGACGCGGGCAUCACCCUCAACGAGGAGAAAUGCCAGUUCAGUAGCACCAGGAUACACUUUCUGGGUCACGUUCUGGACGAGCGGGGGAUCUAUGUUGACCCUGAGAAGACCGAAUUCAUACGCAAGAUGCGGGCACCGGAGUCUGCUAGUGAGCUACGGUCGCUCUUCGGGAAGCUUACGCACUUGAUGAAGUUCCUUCCGGGGUUGGCCGAAAAGACGAAAGUACUUCGUGAACUCCUUUCUUCGGAUGCCGCUUGGUACUGGGGACCACAGCACAAACAAUCGUUCCAACAGAUCAAGAAGGAACUCACAACCAGUCCCGUUCUGGCGUACUACUCUCGGUUGCGACCACACACUUUGUCCGUGGACGCGUGGUCCAACGGCCUCGGAACGGUGCUGCUCCAGGAGGAAACUGACGGUCGACGUCAUCCAGUUGCGUAUGCGUCGAGGCUCCUGACUCCGACUGAGCAACGGUAUGCACAGGUAGAGAAAGAAGCUCUUGCUGUGACGUGGGCAUGCGAAAAGUUUCGUAUGUAUGUCCUGGGCCUUCGUUUUCAAGUGGAGUCUGACCACAAACCCCUCGUGCAAAUCUAA